AUGUCUGGCACUGACUGGCUCGCUCCUGCAGCUUGGGUCGGGGACCAAGGGUAUAACAGCAACCAGGAAGACAAUGACGAUUACUGGUCGCAAUUGCGAGCUGCUCGCGAUCAAUCUGAUGAUGAAGAUACGGUGCAUGCUCACUCAGUGGAGUACGACCAACACAAUGACAGUGACGCUGCGACGGACAGGGACGCUGCGACGGACAGGGACAGGGAUACUAAAAGUGACGACGACGACGAAAUUGUUCUCCGGUUUGCCUUCAUAUUCAGCACCUCGAUUUGCGUCUCGACCUUGGUUUGCGCGGGGACAGUCAUCAUGGGAAGAUUGAUGAUGGGACCAGACGUCGAGUACGUGAUUCCGGAACUCACGAAGCGUGCUAUCGGCUGGGUUUCAGGCCGCGCGAUCCUCAAGAAUACCUGGUUGAGGGCGGCACCGCCCAUCAUCUUCGACAUCGUCAGCCGGAAUCUAAUACCACUCCUUCCUUUACUUACCCGCGACCUUCUGGAUCUCACCGUACACAUUCUCCGCAUUCUUAUGUUCCGCAAUCGGAUUUUUCUUCUUCUUGUUACUUGCAUUGCUUGCAUCAUCGUGCUCAUCGCUCACAUCGUCAUUCUCAUCGCUCGCGUCGUCAUUCUCAUCGCUCGCGUCAUCGUUCUCAUAUUCCGCAUCAUCGUUCUCAUAUUCCGCAUCAUCGUUCUCAGCAUUCUCGUGGCCAUUAUGACUCAAGAGGCAGGGAUAGGAGGAGGAGCUCAAGCUGCAAUAGAUCGAGGUCGAUCUCAAGCUGCAAUAGAUCGAGGUCGAUCUCAAGCUGCCGAACGAGCAAGCAUUGGAGAAAGGGUGGCAGGGCUCGCUCGGGGAGUUCAAGCUACUCAGCUAGCAGGAGUAGGGAUCCCUCAAGGAGCAGUUGCGCGGAGUCAGGCUGUUCAACAAGGAGAAGCAGGUAUCGGAGGAGGGUUCGCUCGAAAUCAAGUCGCCCAACAAGUAGACGCCGAAGGAGGCGGGAUCGCUCGAGAAGACGGCGUUCGGACUUGA
Molecule: messenger RNA, 1035 nt
Organism: Pleurotus ostreatus (oyster mushroom)
Lineage: Eukaryota; Fungi; Basidiomycota; Agaricomycetes; Agaricales; Pleurotaceae
Exons: 4
Coding region: 1-1035 (344 amino acids)
Source: RefSeq, a predicted model, not a curated record